Messenger RNA from Lobosporangium transversale, 3333 nucleotides. RefSeq lists its product as hypothetical. The coding region runs from base 1 to 3333 and encodes 1110 amino acids. Lineage: Eukaryota; Fungi; Mortierellomycota; Mortierellomycetes; Mortierellales; Mortierellaceae. The record is from RefSeq and is a predicted model, not a curated record. The transcript is spliced from 2 exons.
AUGCUGCAGCGAAGGAAUGCCAUCCAUCCUUUCCCAAAGCCCUUGGAGACAACGAACCCUUUUAUAUCUCAUGAGCCUGCAUUGAAUCUAACCAAAAACCCCUUCCUAUCUUCUUCUUGUGAAGACAUAAAGAGUCAUCAUGCUCAAAUCCGAUUAACCGCAACUAAUCCUGUUUAUGACACCGAUACAAUAAAGCAUGCUCAAUACGAAUAUCACCGCCAUCGACGUCAACAUCAACAGUACCAGCAACAGCAUAUUCAAGCUUCCAGUAACGCAGCUACAGCCUCAGCUUCAGCCGUGACAGACAUUACAAAUGCUGAUAAUCCUUCUAACACCAAUCCAUUCCUAUAUCAGCCCGCCACCACCUCUGCGACACAUUAUUCAACGACUAAUGAUGGGUGCGGCGCUCCAAUUGACCUAUGGGAUGAAUGUAUAGAAGCUAGUGGUGAAGGUGUACUACAGGAAUACGAAAGUUCCACAUCGCAACGGAAACAUCGGCUUCGCAAACGACACCAGAGUGUUGGUUCAAGUGAAGAGGGAGGAAGAGGAGGAUCAGCGCUAGUGGCAACAGCAGCUCGAAGGCUAUCGCUUAAUCUAUUCAAAGUACCACUUGAGUGGCAUCGACGUCGUCAUGCAACCUGUGCUUCAUCAGGCUUGGAAAGAGUCCUAAAGGAAAGACAAUCAUCGUUGUUUAACUCGAGUCAAAAGGAGGAGUUGUUGAGCAGUCUUACAUACUUGGAUAUCCAGGGGCAGGACCAACACCCCACCCACCAACACCAACAACAGCCUUCAUUUUUACAGGUAGAAGCGCCUUAUCAAGGUAAUAAGGGUGGAAAUAAGGAUGACAAAAAUGUCAUCCUCAAGAGUUCCCGAUAUGAGUCACAUGAAGAAGUUGAGGUAAACAUAAUGGAUAGACCCAUGAGUGGCAUAAGCAAUCGACAGCCACUACAGGGACAGGGCCAGGAGAGUCAAGAGCAAGGCCAGAAGCGACCGCUGUCACCACUCAAUCCGUUUCUGGCUUCAAGUACAAACCCAGACUUUGCAGGAGUUGCAAAUACUCACUCAAUCAAGCCGAUCUGCCAAGGAAAAGGAGAAGGACAACAACAACAACAAGAAGAAGGGGGCGAAGAAAAUGAUAAAGAUUUAGAUGAAAAGCAGACAAGGGAUGCAGAUUUGAAUGUGAAAGUACAACUUGGAGGGCACGAGGAUGCUCACCAAACCACAUACCCAGUGCGCCAACGCCAUAGCAUUUUCUCGGAUUGGUCAAUCGAAGACUGUUCCCAUCAUUUGACAUCUCAAAAGAAUCAGGGGAAACAGGGCUACUCUUCCUCCCCUUCCUCGAAAGCAUCUUUGGCAAGAUCAACGACAGAUACAGCGUUGAGCCACCACUUUAACCAAGACAACGCCAGCAACAGGAACAGUCAUCAGCUCCAUCGUCGCAUGUCUGCCACGAUCGCGUACCAUCGUCGCCAGCACCGAAAUAGUGCACCUGUACCACCACUACCAUCGUCUGCGCUUGCCAACCGCUCGCAUAGGAAUUCAGCGAUCGUUGGAAGGGAUAUUGUACAACGAUUAUCGAGGCAGCCAUCAAAAGGGUCGAAAAAGUCUGAUAAUCGUUUGUCUCAUGAUGAUUAUCAUCAAAGUAUAGUACAAGAUAAGGGCGGACAGGAAACAGAGCGAGAUAUUGGUACCCAGGAUGAUGACAGGGUUGGAAACGCUAAUGAUGAUAAUGUUGGUUGUGGUGACGAGGGCACGAGUGAUGGUCCACAAGACAAUAGGACGUACAGACCAACCCAUAAAAACCAUGAAUCUUGGAAUGCAGUGCCCAACCCAAGACCCGCACGCUUAUCUGACCGAUCUUCCUGGCAGCCACGAAGCUCAGCAGCACGACGUGAAUCUCAAUCAUAUGCGCAGGAUUUUAUGAAAGACAGCGAGAGAUGGGUACCACCAACAAGGCCCUGGACAUUGAUUAGUACAACCGCGGGACUCAACAUUACAUCGCCAUUGUAUAAAAGGGCAUUUCCACAUGAGAGAGAGGGCCGACAGGAAUCAAUUGAAACGGAAAUAGGAUACCAUGACAUGAAAAGGGUUCAAACACAGCCCUAUGGACAAGAAGAAAAAGAAGAAGUCGAGGAAGAGAUAAAAGAGCAGGAGGAUUAUAUUGGCAGUAAAGGAAUGAACCUUGGAGACCAAGCAGCAACAACAGCUUCUUUUAAGGCGGGGGGUUUUAAAUAUGAGUACGAUGGUAGUGGUGAUGAGGAUUAUAUUCAAAAGACCACUGAGUGUGCUGAAGAACGUGGAUCGGUCUAUGAUUUUGGAGCCCAUUUGGAUCAUCAGGAUCAUUGUAUAAGCGAUGAUAUCGAUGUACGAUACUACUACAACUCUGUUGAUUGGCAGCGACGAGAUACUAUGGAUGAGAUGAUUCACGAUUAUACGCUUCAGGAUCAGCAGCAUACACCACUCUCAAAGGCGGAGGAGGCAUGGAGAAGAGGCAUUUCUACUGACAGCAGCAGCACUGCAAGCUGUACUCUCGGUGCUGGCCCCGAUUACAGUCGUUCACGAGAGUUGUUUGCACGGAAAGCUCUGUUGGCUAAAGCAAAAUUUUAUAGAUUGCUGAAACAACCUCGGAGCCUUAGCAGUUACGAUAAAUACACGCACCACCAAAACAUGUGCCUGGAGCAAGACAUUGAGGAAGAUGAAAUCGAAGAUGGAGGAGCAGAUGUUGAGGAAGUCGUUCUACAGGGGUACCAAGAAGAAGGGGAAGGAGAAGAAGGAAGAGUAGAUAUUAAAGCCGUUUUACAAGAAUACCAGGAAGAAGAAGAGGAAGAAGAAGGAGGGGCGAUAGAUGGUAAGUAUCAUGAUCCUCCAUGGUCGGCAACGCCUGCCUCCUCUACCACAACUUCGUUACGCUCCAAGAUGCGCUUGGACAAGACUAAGGCAACAUUGCACCAAGUCAAACAUCGAAUCGGUGCUGCGGCGCGAAAGAUCAUUUCAGACGCCAACAAGGCUGCGAACACUGUAACGCCUACUCUUUGGAACAAGCAUAUGAAAAGGAAGGGGACAGCAAGAACGGGGCUAAGGACAGAAGAACCAGAGAUGGAGAUAGUCAUGGAAGAGAAGGUGCAAAGAUCAUUGUCUUCUCCUGAUCAUAGAUCAGUCUUUGUUAAACAAGCCCUGGGAAACAAACAUGAUGAUGGUUAUGGCCAACCGAAUCUUGAACUGAACGACUAUGUCGACCACCAGCAACAGUACUUUCAUUAUAAUAGUGGCUUUAAUAGUGACGGGAUGACAAAAGGACGUUUCCAUCGAAUGAAGCCAGGUGCAAAGCGAUAA